CUCCCUGCAGGUGUGAAUGACAGAGGUGGUGCCGUCCAGCGCCCUCAGUGAGGUCAGCCUGCGCCUCCUCUGCCACGAUGACAUAGACACCGUGAAGCAUCUGUGCGGCGACUGGUUCCCCAUUGAGUACCCAGACUCAUGGUAUCGUGAUAUCACAUCCAACAAGAAGUUCUUUUCCCUUGCCGCAACCUACAGGGGCGCCAUCGUGGGAAUGAUAGUAGCCGAAAUAAAAAGUAGGAGCAAGAUACACAAGGAGGAUGGAGAUAUUCUAGCCUCCAACUUCUCUGUUGACACGCAGGUUGCGUACAUUCUAAGUCUGGGAGUAGUGAAGGAGUUCAGGAAGCACGGCAUAGGUUCCCUUCUACUUGAGAGUUUGAAGGAUCACAUAUCAACCACCGCCCAAGACCACUGCAAAGCCAUCUACCUGCACGUCCUCACCACCAACAACACAGCAAUAAACUUCUAUGAAAACAGAGACUUUAAGCAACAUCACUAUCUCCCCUAUUAUUACUCCAUCCGAGGGGUCCUCAAAGAUGGCUUCACCUAUGUGCUCUACAUCAACGGCGGCCACCCUCCCUGGACAAUCCUGGACUACAUCCAACACCUGGGCUCUGCGCUAGCGAACCUCAGCCCUUGCUCCAUCCCGCACAGGAUCUACCGUCAGGCCCACAGCCUGCUCUGCAGCUUCCUGCCGUGGUCUGGCAUCUCCAGCAAGGGGGGCAUUGCUUACAGCCGGACCAUGUGAUGCCAGCUGGGCUCUGCCCUCUGGCACCCCGCAGAACCGCCUUCCUGGCUGUUGGACUUCUGUCAUCUGCAGAGGAGCCGGAGACCCCUUGCCAGGCCCGUUGGCCUGCCCCAGCUGCAGGCCCGGUGCUACGCAGGCUCGGAGCAGAGCGUCGCGGGCACACCUGGUCUCUGAGAGGUCUGUUGAGAUGUACAUCCAGGAAGACUUUGAGGAGUUUCCCCCGCCAGAGGAGGACGUUCACUUCGGAACCAACACCGGCAGCACCUUGGAUCUUCCCUGGCAUCAACCCGGAAAUUCACUCUCAACACAGAUGGCAGGUGCUUCAAGAAGCUCUUUCUCUGCAUUGACCUCGCCACAGACAGACCAGGGACAAGAAGGUGCAGGCCUUGGCUUUUAUUGAAAUUAGACCUGCGGGCUCCCCGGCCUCUUGGGGCCUAAAUCUCCACUCAGCCUGGCCUCCCAGGGACAAGUGGCCGACCUGAGCUGGAGCAGGCUGCAAGGGCUUCUAUUUUUUCUGUUCCUCCUGAAGGACUUCCUCCUCCCCCCCCCCUUCCUGAGGCUAGCCCAAGCUCUGGUGCUGGGCAGCUGCUGGGGUGUCUCAGUGUGGGACAACUGCCGGUAGGGACUGAGCCCUUCCUGCCUCCACCGGAGCCUGCCUCCUCCUGAGCCAUCCUUUUUCCUCCUGUCCACAGCUGGGACAGCCAGGCUUGGCACUCAGAUCCCUAUGGUCUCUCCAGAGCCCCAGAGCGGGUUCGCUUGCAUAAGGGACAUGUGGACUCCUCUGAGGCCCCCCAGGACCUCUUGGGUCUGAGCCCCAAGCCUUCGGAGGGACCCAGCUGGGAGGGGACACCCUUGGCUGGGUCCAUGCUGGAACUGGAAGCUGAGGAAAGAAGGGAGAGACAAAUCACUCAGAGGGACCCAAGUGGAGGCUGCCAGGCUAUCCUACAAACCCCUCCCCAACCCCCAGAACCUGGCAUUCUUCAAAAUAGGAAGGGAGGGGGAAUUCUCCUGAAAGAGAGCCCAUGAGGGAGGGAGGAAGAAGGAGGAAACAGAUGGUUCAAACUGAAAGGACCUUUGUCUAACCACCCCCUCAUUUUAUAAAUGGGCAUGCUGAAGCUGGGGACAGCAGGGGUGAUGGUGGGGAGCUGUCCAAGGUCCUUCAUUGAGUGCAGAGCUGGGACAGGAACCCCAGAACCUUGGGAAUGAAGAAGGGCCCAUCUCGGUCCACCUGAGUCCUCAGCCAACCCUUCCCUGAGUCGUUCCCUCCUGUCUCCAGCCCUGCCUCACCCGGACAGGUGCUUACCUGUAUUUCCCAGGCUGUCCCUGGGCACUGGAGCUUCCAAUAGGGCUGAGCAAUGGCUGUUAACGGAGCCCAGAGUCCCCCGUGGCAGGUCUAGGGGCCAGGCCAUGCUCUCAGGCCGUGGGAGGCAGCCCCUGGCCAUGAGCCGGCCUAGCCAGUGGCUCUCACACUGGCCAGCAGCCUGCAUGUGGCCUGGCAGGUAGAGAGCCAGGCCCCGGAGGUGGCGCAGCCGGAAGUUCUUGGGUUUGCUUCCCUGGGCACUGGGGCACUGCUGCUGCUGGGCCCCCAGCCCCCCCUCAUAGAUGUUGGGUGGUGUGUCGGGGUGGCUGGGAUGUCCUCGGGCCCAGCUCACUGCAUCUGCAGAGGGGAGAGCAGGAGGGUGGUGGCUGGCAGGCCGCAACAGCCAAGAAGGGAGAACACAGUCACAUGCUCCAAGACCAGCUGGUGUGAUGGGCACUACCUGAGACUUGCUGAGCCUCACUCUACCUUUCCGUCAGAUGGGCGCAGUCCCCUGCCUCCCACCAACACACACAUACUACUCCUCUUCCCUUUCCCAACCAACAGGAAGGUCUGAGAAGCCUGAGAUCGUGACAGAAAGAGCUCUUUCAGUAUUUCAAGCCUUUUCUACCACCCCUUUCUUCCCCCUACCCUAGAAAGAGCAUUCCGGUGUCAGUAUAGAAAUUGCAGUGGGUCCAGGGUCACACAGCCUAGACCAGUGGCCAUUCCCCUCUCCCAAGCAUGCAUGUCCCUGAGGCCAUUCUGGUGGCUUUGGGCCCAGGUCAGGAUAGGAGUGCAUCUCUCCUCCUGCCACUCCUCCCUGCAGCCCGGCACCUUCUCUUAUGCGCAGCUCAGAGAACGCACAGACCAAGGCUUCCAUGGAGGGCCAGCGUGGUGGGGGAGGAGAGGCUGGGCCUCCUGUGCAGCAGGGCUCUGCUCUCCCCCACCUGGGUCUGCAGGUCUCCCAUGGCAACCAGCUCUAUGAUGUCAAACGGAAGACUUCCAGCCUUCCUGGACUCCCAAGUUUGGGAGGGGAUGCUGCCUAGGGCUGGAGCAGGGUGGGUAGAGGGCAAGGGAAAGGGGUGGAACCCUAGGGGAGGUCCCUGAUCCUCUGACUUGGGACAAGCUACACGAAAUAGACUCAGCUCUUGCAGGCUGGAAAGUCACUCCCAGGGUGACCUCUUGGGGUCUCAGUUUGCUCCUCCAUGGGUGGGAAAUGAGGCUUUAUGGACACAGACUUAGAUCUGAGCCAGUGCUUUGAGCCUCCUGAGGAGGUGGUUCAGGGUAGCUGAGCAAGUCACUUAAUUUUUCUGAAAUUACACUGUCUGUUGCCCUAUAAAUAGAUGAUGGGGUAUCAUGUGGGUCAUACCAAGUAUUAGGAUGUGGAAGAACCGGAGCUCUCAUGUACUGCUGAGGGGAAUGUAAAGUGGUACCACUGCUUUGGGAGACAGUUUCUUCAAAAGUUAAACUUUCACCUCUCCUCAUUCACAGAUGACGUGCUCUCAUGUAGGGAAAACAUUAACUCACAUGUAAAAACAAAGCUGCUUUGAGCUGAUAAAAACCAGUAGAGAGAAACCAGCUUAUUAGUUACAGGAUAUAAGAUCCACUCAAAAAAUUAAUUGUAUUUUUAUGUACUAGCAAGGAACAAAAAGAAUAAAACAAUAAAACAAAUUAAGGAGGUACAAGAUAACACUGAAAACUACAAAACAGCUAGAAAAAAAAAAAAGACUGACAAAUAGAAUACCCCCCAAAAUCCUUGUUUAUGGAUUGAAGGUUUAACAUUGUUAAGACAGCAAGACUCCCCCAAAUGAUCUACAAAUUCAGUGCAAUCCAUAUCAGAACCCCAAUAGUCUUUUAGGCAGAAACAGGAAAGCUGAUCUUAAAAUUCAUGUGGAAUUGCAAGCCAAAUACCCAAAAACAAUCUCAAAAAAGAAAAAGUUGGAAGACUCCUUUUCCCUGAUUGCAAAACUUACUCUAAUUCUACAAUAACCAAAACAGUGUGGAAUGAGUAUAAGGCUCAACAUCUCAACCAAUGUAAUAAAAAGGAGAGUCCAGAAAUGAA
Messenger RNA from Neogale vison (American mink), 4104 nucleotides. It is a transcript of the gene NAA60, whose product is annotated as N-alpha-acetyltransferase 60, NatF catalytic subunit. Gene Ontology annotation, cellular component: Golgi membrane. The record is from RefSeq and is a predicted model, not a curated record. The transcript is spliced from 6 exons. Bases 17 to 745 code for a protein of 242 amino acids. Gene Ontology annotation, molecular function: histone acetyltransferase activity; protein-N-terminal amino-acid acetyltransferase activity. Gene Ontology annotation, biological process: N-terminal peptidyl-methionine acetylation. Lineage: Eukaryota; Metazoa; Chordata; Mammalia; Carnivora; Mustelidae.